AUCCCAAUAUAUCCAUCACAGCCGCACAUCUCGAGAAUGUAACGCCACGAAAUUAAUCUACACCUUUAGAUUAAAAUAUUAAUUAUUUAUUCCAUUAUUUCUGAAGUUAAUAAAAGCUUCCUUUUCCGCAAUUAGCUAACAUCAUUCGCCACACUAACACAUUAGAGAGACAAGACGCGCUUCAGUUCCGAAUCAAGCUAGAGAUUCUCCGAUGCCUUCAGCGACAAGAUGGUGGCCAAUCCACUUAACUUCAUCUGGAUCUGAGCCUGGUUACAGAAGCUGGCGCUGGCUGAGCUGGAGUCGACCGGAGCUGAGUUUCUUGUCCGUAAUGGUGGACGACGUUGUGUGGAAAGUAGUAAUGGCGUUCGAAUCGGUGGCUUUGGUCUCGAUGCUUGGUUUCUUCUUCCUCUUCUACGGCUGCACCGUCUGAUUUUGAAUUUCACUUAAGAUAUUUUUUUUGUUUACUGCUGGAGAGUUUUGUAUUUCUUUUAUUUGUUAUUAAUUUUUGCUUAUCCUUGUAAUUUUAUCUUCCACUGUAUGCUAGUUGGUUAUGCUACGGCGGAGAUACUGAUGCUGUGUUUCAAAGAAGCGCGUGAUUCCCACUCGCGUCUCGCUUUAGUUUGGUUUUCUUUUUUUUUGUAACUGUAGUUUGUUUUAGUUUUGGUUUCUCGUUCGCAAAUCGCAAUGAACGUAUCGUGUUAUGUUUUUGGUAGUUUAUAUUCAA
Messenger RNA from Eruca vesicaria subsp. sativa (arugula), 724 nucleotides. The record is from the annotation of a GenBank genome assembly. NCBI's taxonomy places the organism in Eukaryota, Viridiplantae, Streptophyta, Magnoliopsida, Brassicales, Brassicaceae.